Messenger RNA from Pocillopora damicornis (cauliflower coral), 2951 nucleotides. RefSeq names its product tRNA (guanine(6)-N(2))-methyltransferase THUMP3. Gene Ontology annotation, molecular function: RNA binding; tRNA (guanine) methyltransferase activity. The record is from RefSeq and is a predicted model, not a curated record. Gene Ontology annotation, biological process: tRNA methylation. Lineage: Eukaryota; Metazoa; Cnidaria; Anthozoa; Scleractinia; Pocilloporidae.
UUUACUUAAGGUCCUUAACAAUUGAGGCGUCCAGCGGUACUGGUGCGAUAACUUUAGGAUUCAAAUAAGCAACAGUAAUCUAUCAACAGAAGUCAAAUAUUUGAGCAAAGGGAUAGAUUGCCUAUUACGCCAUAAAUACAAUUUCUUCCUUUUUGCCCGAAACAUUGGCUUGUGAACUGCAACUCCAAACGCCAUGCAGUUAGUGUUGUCAUGUUUUUUCUCCAGAGGUACGUGACAAGCGUAUUACAUAAAGCAUUUACAGCCUGCCUCAUGCGCAAGAUGGCGGACAUUGUAAGUGUUGAUAUAUGUGCAACGGUGACUACCGGUUUGGAGUCCGUGGCCGCAGAGGAGUGCGAAGAAAAGCUAGGAUGCAAGUCUAUAAGGAAAGGAAGGGGACGUAUAUACUUUGACAUUCCAACGAAUUCGUUUAUGCAGUUGAAGUCCUUACGAUCUGUUGAGCACUUGUUUGUCGUAGUCAAGGAAUUUCAAGAAGACAGUAGCGAAGGCUUUGAUUGCCACAGUCCAGAUAUUCUUGAAAAGCUUUACAAACUACCGCAAGCUCUUGACUGGAAAUCGAGUCUUUUCAUGUGGAAGCAAUUUAAAGGAUAUUCGGGAGCAAUUUUUAAAAACGAAAACGAUGAUUUGAAUUGCAAUCGCGAUGGUUUUGUAACUGUAAAGAAUGGUGGAGGAAGCUCGAAAGAAGGUGACGAGUCUGUGGCCGAAGAGAUGGAGGAUGAAAGUGAAGCUCCAGUGAAAAGAAUGAAACACGGAAAUGAAAAUUCUGGACAGCCGAAGGCAAGUGAGGAGGAUGAUUCUGAAGAAACUGUUUUGCCCUCAAGUGUUGAUCUUGGGGUAACAUCGACAUCUACAAACGCCAAACCUCUAGAGGUUGCAGAUCAGCUGGUUUUACCGCGAUUCCGUGUCACAUGUACACGCACUGGCAAUAACCAUAGCUUCUCGUCCCAAGAGGCUGCAGCUAAAUUUGGUGGUGGAAUAAACGAUGGGUUUGGCUGGCGAGUAGACCUUAGCCAUCCAGACAUCGAAGUACUUCUACACAUUGUCGACAACAGUGUUGUCAUCGGUAUCGCCCUGACUAAGGAAAGUAGAGGAAAACGGAAUAUUGCUCACUUUGGUCCAACGAACUUAAAGUCAUCAAUAGCCUAUUGUAUGCUUUCACUGGCAAAUAUUAAGCCAGGUGAUGUGGUGUGUGAUCCAAUGUGUGGAGGAGGCUCCAUUCCUAUAGAGGCUUCCCUCAGUUGGCCCACAUCUUUUCACCUGUGCGGAGACCAUCACGAAUUAGCUCCUGCCAGGACCUUGGCUAAUGUACAGAAUGUGGUUGAACUACAGUUGGAAAAAAAGAAGACUCUUCCCCUGGAUAUUUUUCAAUGGGAUGUGUGCAAUCUUCCCUUGAAGGCCAACAGCAUUGAUGUAUUCAUCUCUGAUUUGCCUUUUGGGAAGAGAAGUGGUUCCAAGCAUGAAAACUGGAAACUGUAUCCCAAAGCUCUGGAGGAAAUGGCCAGGGUGUGUUCAGUAGGAAGUGGAAGGGCUGUACUUCUGACUCAGGAUAAGAAGGUGAUGUGGAAAGCAGUGAACAGUUCAAGACAGUGGAAGAAAGAUUUGACUUUGUGGAUCAACAUAGGAGGUCUCAAAGCAGGAAUAUAUGUUCUUACCAGGACUAAAUAGUGAGAUUUUGAUGUACUGUAGCUGGUUAACAAUGUUUGCAUUACAUGAAGUUGAAUCCCUAGGGUGUCUUUGGCAAAUUGGUUGUUUUUAUUUCUGGAGAACUGUUCUGGUACCACAGACAAGUCUUAAUGCAAUGGAGGAAUAUUACUUAUCAAUCCACUAUAAAUUGUUCAAGAUCUCACCUUUCUUAGUUCUCCAGAAAUGAUAGACACAUAGAUGUAGAAUCUCACACUUUCAAUACAUUACUAAGAAAGUGGGUGAUGAGAAUGGACAGACAUAUUGGUCAGGGAGAGUUCUCUUCACAGAGUAGCAAUACUGUAACUGAUACCAAGGGAGGAUUGGAGUGGUCAGGACCUUCCACCCCAACAGACAAGUGGGUUUUGUUUUUCUUGUGUGGCAUUAAAAUUCUGGCAACUACAGGGUUACUUAUGACUUCUCAACUGGUUGUUGUGUGUGUUCGUGUGUGUGUGUGAUCUGCCCCUGCAAUGCUACAGUUUAUCUAUUGUGUAAAGGAAAACAUGGAAGUGAGGAGGAGAUAUAUAUAUCUCAAAUCUUGAAGAAUAGGAGUGAAUGGAGCACUAGUUAGCUUGGUAGAGUUGUGGAAAACAACUAAGCCAUUUUUUACACCUAAAUGAGAUGUAAAAAUGACAAUUGGUUGUUUCCGAUGAAAUGACAUGAAACCACAUAUUACUUUGUCCACAUCAAAUACCAGGGUUUUCUUUAAGGUUUUAAGUAGCCGGAGCUUUUUUUAAAAAGGUAAAGAGUAAAUGGUAUUCAUAUCUUGAAAUCCAAUAUGGUGGACAAAAUGUCAUAUCAUUCGUACUUUCCUGCCACCACAGCAAGAUUUGUCAAAAAGACAGUCCCCAUCAGAAUGUUUUUUAAACUAACCUUGAGUCAGAAGUCUUUUUAUGUUUUCAGAAAAGAUAGGCAUUGCAAAUUUAUAUUUUUAUUGAGCCCAAGUUUAGACCUGAUAAACAUCAUCUCUGUACAGGCUCUCAAAGCAAUGAAAGUAGCCAGUGAAACCUUGCAAAGAAGCCGGUGUAAUUCGCCAGCUGCUGGCUCUUAUCUACAACCCUGAAAUACCAUUUAACAUCUUAAUAUUCUGGGCCACCACCAAAAGAAUUUGCCUUUUGUUCAAGAUCUAUAUCAUUUCUCAUUGUAAGCCUACCUGAACCGAGUUUAACAUCACCAUAAAGGUGAAGGCCAAGCUAACAAUAAUUUAUUCACAGGGUAAAUUGAAAUAAAGUGAUAAAUGUUUUUACUCUAAA